CCAACUCCAUUGUGCGCCUUCGGUUUAUUAGGGUUUCUGUGCUACAGAGUUCAAAACUUCAAAUGCAUUCGAGGUUAAUUAGGAUUUUUAACGUUUAAUAGCUCGAAAUCUAUGGUUAUUUCCUUGAUGAUUCAGAAUUUGAUUUCUCAAGUGCAGAUUUAAGGUUUAUGGUUCAGUAUUCAAAUGCAUUUCAGAUUAAUGGUGUUUGAAGUUUCAGAGCUCAAAAUCUAAGGUUUUUCUCCCAGAAGAUUCAGAUUCAAAUUUGUUUUCACAAUCUUGAGUUCGGGUUUUAUCGAUUUAGUGUCAGUUCAUAGAAAGGAUUUUUGAGGUGUCAGAGCUCAAAAUCUAGGGUUUUAUUGUUGGAGAUUCAGUUUUUGCUUUGCAUCUGAGGUUGGGGGAGCAUCUUAUAACCAGGUUGGGAUAUGGAUGCAUCAGUGGUGAAUGGAUAGGCAAAGAUGUAUGGGAGGAAGGGAUCUCAGCUCGUGAGGGAGUUAGCUUCUGGUGAAGCUGGACAGCUAACAUCUUUCAAUAAUGAUUUGUUUGACCAAGUUGUAAGAGAAUGCAAUGAACACAAGCUUCAACUUACAUCUCUUUUCGAGAAAAUCAAGCAUGACGGUUUAGAUAUUGAAAGGACUAGAAAUGCAGAUCACUUUGGUGCUGUCAUUCAUCAUCUCUCUUUAAUACGCAAUAAGCGCUGCCUCAUGUCUUAUAUGUACAACCGUGCAGAAAUGAUAAGGAGCUUGAGAUGGAAGGCUGGGCGUGUACUUCCCGUGGAAAUUCAGGGUAAAAUGACUCACUCUGAGGAAGAGUAUUUCAAGAAACACUCUGCUGCUUUAGAAUCAUAUAUGUCAGCAAUGGAUAUUGAUCUUACAGUGGACAUGGUUCCUCCAAAGGAUCCAUAUAUUCAAGUCAGAGUUAUAGAUGAUAUAGGGGAAGUACUAUUGGGUGAUCAGGUAAUAUCACUUGUUCGCAAUUCGGUUCACUCCCUGAAGCGAUCAGACGCAGAACCAUUGAUUUCUCAGGGCUUAAUGGAGGAGUUUUUGGGAUGACAAGCUUUAGUGGCCCAUGACAUAUCUUUCUCUCUCUCUCUUUCUCUCUCUCUCUCUUGAAAGUGGAAACCAACUACACAUUGAAAUUUAUUACUGAUUCCUGCAUCCUCAUAUCAGGUUUUUAUGAAGGGGAAUGGUAAGUGGGACUUUCAAGUGGAAGCCUUGGUUGUCCACGCCAUCGUAGUGUUGUACAAGGUGCAGUAAUUCCAUAAUUCUGGCUGCAAAUAAAAUCUCUCUCUACUGAGCA
Amborella trichopoda is the source of this 1296-nucleotide messenger RNA. The record is from RefSeq and is a predicted model, not a curated record. Lineage: Eukaryota; Viridiplantae; Streptophyta; Magnoliopsida; Amborellales; Amborellaceae.